AUGGCCUCCGUCGAUGAUGUGGCAGCCUGCUUCUCCGAGUCCUACGAGGAGGCCAGGAGCAAGUUCCUCGCGGCCGCCAAGGAGAAGGAUGCGGAGAUGCACUCCUUGCCAGUAACCGAAGACGAGGAUGGCAAGUACACCAUCGACGUCGCUGUCCUCAGGAAGCCUGGGAAAGGCGUUGUGGUCAUCUCCAGCGGCACGCACGGCGUGGAGGGCUAUGCUGGCAGUGGCAUUCAGCUGGGGCUCCUCCGGCACUGGCAGGAGCUGUCCAUCCCUGUUACGGCCGUGUUCAUCCACGCUGUGAAUCCCUUUGGGAUGGCGCACUUCCGGCGCUUCAACGAGCACAAUGUGGACCUGAACCGAAACUGCCUGCUGCCACACGAGUUUGAGAAGUUGCAAACUCAAGACCAGAUUGCACCCCUCUACGACAGUUUCGACCCUGUCUUCAAUCCAACUUCUCCCCCGAGCUGGUUUUACCGCAACAUGGGUGUUUGGGUCCGCAUGGCCUCCUAUGUGGCGGCCUAUGGCAUCGGGUACAUUAAGACAGCGCUGGUGGGUGGCACCUACACCAAGGAGAAGGGUAUCUUCUACGGUGGCCGUGAGCUGGAGCCCUCGCAUGUUCUGCUGAGAGACUUCUUCAAGGAGCAGUUCGGAGGGCUGCCGGCGAGGGAGAUCGCUUGGGUUGAUGUCCACACCGGUCUUGGCCCGCAAGGCGUGGAUGUGCUUCUGGGCAGCGAGGGCGACCGGCAAACCCUGGAAGAGAAGUUCCCGAAAGUGGAUGGCGAGUUCGAUGGAGUUCAGGUGGUUUCUGGCGAGCGGGGUGUCGACCUCCGAUGCGCGGGGGAAGGGCUGGAAGUGAACUCGGCCAGGUUCUCCUCUUCGCAGUCGGCUGGGUAUGAGUAUACGGUCGGCGUCCUGUCCGCCCCCUGGGUGACCCAAUGGUUCCCUCCAGAUUCCGGGCGAGUUCUUAUGGUCCAGCAAGAGUUCGGCACCCUGCCGCCGAUGGCGGUGGCCAGAGCCCUGAUGCUGGAAAAUAGCGGCUUCCACUACGACAGGAGCAACCACCACUUCUGGCGCACCUUCACGCAGGAUGCUUUCUACGUGAGGACGGAUUUCUGGAAGGAGCGCGUCCUCCGACGCGGGAUGGACGUCUUCCAGAAGAUGGCGAAGGACUGUGAGGAGGCUCAUUUGGCGAAUCCGCGGUGGGGCAUGGACGGCAUGGAGUCAUGUGUCGGUUGGCGAGCGCAAGGCAAAAACGUGCGCCGCGAUGUUUUCAGUUCGGGGAAGGGUCGCGGCCGCGGCCGGGGCGCAACCAAUGCCAACGGCAAGCAGUGGUCUGCUCAGGACAGCCCCGCUCAGGCACCAGCUCCUGUGGAGAUCAAGGAGGCGCCCCCAAAGAUACCUCCGGAGCCACCAGUGGAUGGCACCACCAUCAUGUUGCGAAACCUGCCAGCCAAGUUCAGCCAGCAGAGCAUGCUCCAGCUUCUGAACGACAACGGCUUCCAGGGCAAGUAUGAUUUCGUGUACUUGCCGAUGGACUUCCGCAAUGGCACGAAUCUCGGCUACGCCUUCGUCAAUACCCUGACGCAUCAGGAUGCGCUGGAGGCCAUGGAUGCCUACCAGGGCUUUACUGGCUGGGCCGACGGGAGCGACAAGGUUUGCGAGGUUUCCUGGGCCCACCCACAUCAGGGCCUCGAGGAGCAUGUUGAACGGUACCGAAACAGCCCCGUCAUGCACCCUGUCACGCCGGAGGAGUACAAGCCAAUGGUCUUUGCAAACGGACAGCGUGUCCCGUUCCCUGCGCCGACAAAGGCUAUCCGCGCGCCGAAGAUGAAAAGUGACCGGAGUUCCGGUGGCGCUGCAGCCCUCACGGACGCAAAAUCCUGA
This is a messenger RNA of Symbiodinium natans, 1887 nucleotides long. Lineage: Eukaryota; Dinophyceae; Suessiales; Symbiodiniaceae. The record is from the annotation of a GenBank genome assembly.